This is a messenger RNA of Hymenoscyphus albidus, 1243 nucleotides long. Lineage: Eukaryota; Fungi; Ascomycota; Leotiomycetes; Helotiales; Helotiaceae. The record is from the annotation of a GenBank genome assembly.
UACAAAUUGAUCCUCAACGACCGCUCCUACAUGAUUCAAAUUGAACUACCAUCAACCACAACCAUCAUUCUUGUCGACGAAUAACUCAUCCAAGAUGGCAAUUACAAUGCAACAGCCAUUACGAAUGGGCUCUACAGUUGUGAUAGCAUCAAAAUCAGCCUUCAGAUCCGCACCUGUACGCGCAUUUCACCCCAGCAAACCCGCAACGAACUUCUUCUCAUCGCGAACCGCCACUCCUCUCAACGCCUUUACCAAAGCUCGCAAUGCCUUCCGACAGUCGAGAUCAUAUCAGAUGCCAGCUGCCUCGCCCACCGCGAGUAGUGCUACAUUGAUGCAAAAGCUAGCUGUGGGAGGUGCGCUGGUGGGAGGAGGAUUGGUCGUCACAAAUCUCAUGUUCAAUCGAGAAACCCGGGAGGAUGGAGGCAUGCCACCUUUCGAACGCGCAUACCUAAAUGACACUUUCAUGCAUACCGGUUUGGGUGUGGGAAUCAUCGGCCUUUCGGCGAGAGCUAUGUUUCAAUCACCACUUGUAUACCGAAUGAUGGCCACCAACCCUUGGAUUGUGAUGAUCGGUGGAUUGGCUGUUAGUAUCGGUACCAUGAUGGGAACAAGGGCUACUUCUCCAGACAAGUAAGUUACGUCCUUGUGAACUUUUCGAAGAUUCCGCUAACAUCAAUAGCUAUGUGCAGAAAUAUGCUCUCUGGUCUGCCUUCAACGUCACCCAGGGUGUCCUCCUCGCCCCUCUUCUCUUCAUGGCACCACCUGCAAUCAUGGCUAAGGCCGGUUUGUACACCAUGGCAAUGAUGGGAUCCAUCUCCUUUGUUGGAGCUACCGCAAAGCAAGAGAAAUACCUCUACAUCGGUGGCCCUCUGAUGGCCGGUCUCGCAGUCGUCGCCGUCUCUGGUCUCGCUCCCCUCGUUGUCCCAGUUACCGCUGUCCGAACCCUCGCAUUUACCGAGAACCUCUGGCUAUAUGGUGGAUUGGCAGUCUUUGGUGGAUUCACACUUUAUGAUGUUCAGAAGAUUCUCGCACAUGCACGAAUGGCUGAGCGAGGUUUGAUUCCAAAGGAUCCGGUUAAUGAGAGUAUUAGCUUGGAGUUGGAUUUCCUCAAUAUUUUCAUUCGUAUGGUUCAGAUUUUGAUGAUGCAACAGCGACGAAAGUAGAGGGGCCUAGGAUACUGUACUUUUCUUUUUUUCCUUCUUCCUUUCAAUACCAUGUCGAGUGGGGGGAGGGGGUCAAGCGA